Apis cerana (Asiatic honeybee) is the source of this 2607-nucleotide messenger RNA. RefSeq names its product Slowpoke binding protein (gene Slob). Gene Ontology annotation, biological process: protein phosphorylation. Gene Ontology annotation, molecular function: ATP binding; protein serine/threonine kinase activity. The record is from RefSeq and is a predicted model, not a curated record. Lineage: Eukaryota; Metazoa; Arthropoda; Insecta; Hymenoptera; Apidae. Gene Ontology annotation, cellular component: cytoplasm.
AUCUAAACUAGCACGAGGCUUUAUAAUAUACUCGGUAUUCAGUAUUCGAUCGUCUUUCUUAGUAGGUGAUAGUGCGGUAUAUUCGGUUUAUAUUAUCACGUAUUAUCGUAUUAUUGUUUUGUUUAUUUUUAUGAAUCAUUUACUUCAUAUUUUCAUACAAAUUAUUCUUAAUUAACCUAAUUUUUAUCAGUGAUUUUGCAAUCAUUAAACAUAUAUGAAUUAUAAAUAUACAUACAUAUAUAUAUACAUACAUAUAUAUAUACAUACAUAUAUAUAUAUAUAUACAUAUACGUACACAAUAUAUACCAAAUAGAAAUACAAAUAUGUUUUCAUUUUUUAAGUUAAUCAAGAAAUAAAUUCCACAAUAAUGAAAUAGUUAAUUGCCAAAUAUAAAAGUGGUAAAAUUGUCAAUAUCUAUUAAUAUCUAUUAAACUGUAAAUGCUUAAUGAAAUUAUAAAACAGCAAAAAAAUAAUAAUCAAAUUAUACUAUAUAACUAUAUUUAUUAUAACAUUACUUACAUAAUCAAUAAGAUGUGGAGAAAUUGCGAAUAUGAUCGUUCGCUAAUUAUUCAUACACAAAAACAAAAAAGUUUCAUAGGAAGUCAAUUUUUUUUUACUUCAUGACAUUUAAAUUUUUUUAUGCGCAAAUAACUAAAAAGAUUGUUUCGAAUGUUAUAUAUAUUGUCACACAGAAAUACGAUUUUUUAAUAUACAUUAUUACAUAUAAAAUAACAUUUAGUGGAUUAUUUUGUGUACAUAAAUAUGCUAUAAAUAUAUUCAAUGCUUUUGUGAUAAAAAAAAACAAUGCAAUAAUAUUAUUACUAAAUUAUUACUAAAAAAGAAAGAAAGAGAAAUUAAAAAUUAUUUAAAGUAACACAUAAUUCAUGUUAUUCAUUUAAAAAUAUAAAUACAUAGAAUUCAACAAAAUGUUCAAUUUAUAUCAGAAUUUAAAUAAAAGAGAUGAUGAUCAUAAAGAAUCAGAUGUCACAGGACAUGAUAGAUUUUGGCAGGAACGUCCGAAAACGCGUCGAAAACGUCGUGCUAUCAAUCGAAGAACUCAAAGUGCCAUUGAACUCGAUUCUGAAGCUAUAAUCUCUGCUCGAAGUACUCUUAGGCGUAGAAGAAGCGCAAGCAUCGAAGACGAAGAUAGUGACGAAGAAAAGAGUUAUCAAUUGACCAAUAAAAUUGACAAUCUAGCCAAAAUAUUAUUUAAUCGUGUAUCUGCUGCUCGAAGUUAUAAAGAUUCUGAUGUUAGGAAUGGAAAGCAUAAUUAUACAGAAUUGGGUCACGGAUCAUCUAUUUGUGAAGUUGUUGGUGAAUGUAUGGAAAUGGAGAAGAGGUCCAGGGAUCGUGCCUUAUCAAUUUGUCAAACUUAUGUUUGUAAAACAUCACGUUAUAAUUUCAUUAAACAGCUAAAUAAUCUCGGUUCUAGAAUGGACAAACAUUGGUUCAUAGUCAGAGAUACUUUUUUAAAAACCGAUCGAUUGAUUACGUUAGCUCCAUUGACUAAAAACUGUUCAUUGAAUAUAACUCCAAUGACAAAAAAUGUUUUGAAUGAUUUAUUCUUAGCCCUACAACAUCCGUACAUAUGCCCUAUAUUUGAUAUCGAUUUUCUUGAAUAUGAUAAUAAAAAUUAUGUAAUUGUAGUUCAACCAAUAAGUCAAGGUAGUCUGAAAGAUUUGAUAUAUGGGAUCGAAAGAACAGGUUGGAAUGAAGAUUGGAAUCAAAAAUAUAGUUCUCGUGGUAAAGGACUUCCUUUACCUCAAGUUCAACAAAUGGGACGUCAAAUACUGGAAGCAUUAAUUUUUUUAAAAGAAAAAGGAUUUCCGACUGUAAUCCAUUUGCAUUCAGGAAAUGUGCUCAUUCAAAAUGGUGUCGCACGUCUCGCUGGCCUUGAAAAUACGCUUCUUGGUUUUACCAGUCGAAUAUAUCCAUUAAUUAUUUCUCGAAUACGACAAACUAUUUCAAUUGACAUGACAUGUUUUGGUCAUAUGCUAUUUGAGAUGUGCGCUGGUUAUGAAUUACCAUCAUUUAAGCCAAAUUCUAUUCAUCUAUCAGAUGUUGAAAUGUCAUCGAGUUAUUCAAAUUCAUAUUUGAUGAAUUAUCUAAUCGUCAUAAGAUUAUCGAGGAAAUUCUUGUUCAUGAUUUAUUCAGAAAUAUUGAUCUUCGUGAAAUGCGAAGUGCUCCCGUUACGUUAUUUCGUCCAAUCUUAACGCCGCCCAUUGUAAACUUUCUCGACAAUAUUAAACGACAAAAUGCUAAUAAGAGGUAAUUUGAUGUAUAAUAGAACAUUUAAAUUAUUUUUUCGUGUCUUUUUCCAUAUUUUGCUAAAAAUUCAUUUUGCAUGCACAAACAGGCAAAGAUCGCGUUCUAUAAGCGACGUCUAUUUGACACGCAGAUUUUGGUAAUGACACGAAGCAUCUGAUUAAUUAAUGUAAAAUUCUGAAACUAAUUUAAUUUAUUUUUUUCAUAUUACAGAAUUAUACAUUUCGAUAGUAUCAACAUUGAUAUGACGUCUUUACAUAGACGAUAUUCCAUUUGUAAAAAUUCUUUACUUGACGAAAUCUACAACGAACUUUCAAAUACAACUGUAUAAUUAUAAAAAUA